AAGUACGUCUCUGGCUGCCGGGUCGCCUCUUCUUCCCCACCCAAAGAACAACUCCAGCCGCGACAAUUUCGCCCUCAAAACCCUAGGCCGGAGCUCAAGCCUGAAGGCUCAAGCAGAGCAGAGGCCACCGAAUCCAAGGUUCCGCCCGCUCUCCCGCCCUCCGCGCGACCUGGAUCUGACGCGCCUCCCCGUGCCGCCCUCCGCCUCCUACCUCCUCGCGGCGGCGGCCGUACUCGGGCUCCUCGGCGGCCUCCUACUCUAUAUGCUUCCCCGGAAGCGGGGGGUCGACGCCGGCGAGGUCCAGGACUUGCACAACAAGGCCCCCCGACCCGCCUCCCCCUCACCCGACCAGGACAAGGAGGAGCUCCUGGGAGAGAUGGCCGCCAGGGCGCCCGAGAUCGAUGAGGACCUCCACAGCCGCCAGCUCGCCGUCUACGGACGCGAGACCAUGAAGCGCCUCUUCGGCUCCAACGUCCUCGUCUCUGGGCUACAGGGACUCGGCGCUGAGAUUGCAAAGAACCUUGUCCUUGCGGGUGUCAAGUCCGUAACCUUGCAUGAUGAUGGCAAAGUGGACCUAUGGGACCUAUCAAGCAACUUCUUCCUCUCUGAGAAGGACGUUGGUCAAAACCGUGCUCAAGCUUGUGUUCCAAAGCUUCAGGAGCUUAACAAUGCUGUUAUCAUCUCUACCAUAACUGGUGAUUUGACCAAGGAGCAGCUUUCUAACUUUCAGGCCGUGGUGUUUACUGAUAUCAGCAUAGAAAAAGCUGUUGAAUUUGAUGAUUACUGUCAUAGCCAUCAACCACCAAUUGCUUUCAUUAAGUCGGAAGUUCGUGGUCUUUUCGGCAGUGUUUUCUGUGAUUUUGGUCCUGAGUUUACUGUUUUGGAUGUUGAUGGUGAGGAGCCACAUACAGGAAUCGUGGCAUCAAUCAGCAAUGACAACCCAGCACUUGUUUCUUGUGUGGACGAUGAGCGUCUGGAGUUCCAGGAUGGUGAUCUAGUUGUUUUCUCUGAAGUGCACGGAAUGACUGAGCUCAACGAUGGAAAACCAAGAAAGAUUAAGAGUGCUAGGCCUUAUUCUUUUACUCUAGAAGAAGACACCACCUCAUAUGGCACUUACAUUAGAGGUGGUAUUGUCACACAAGUGAAGCCACCCAAAGUUCUUAAAUUCAAAACCUUGAAGGAGGCAAUCAAGGAGCCAGGAGAAUUUCUCAUGAGUGAUUUCUCCAAGUUUGACCGCCCACCUCUUUUGCAUUUGGCCUUCCAAGCUCUUGACAAGUUUAGGGCUGAGUUGCUGCGAUUCCCUAUUGCUGGUUCGGCUGACGAUGCAAAAAAGCUGAUAGAUUUUGCUAUGAGUAUUAAUGAAAGCCUCGGUGAUAGUAAGCUUGAAGAAAUUGACAAAAAGCUUCUGCAGCAUUUCGCUAGUGGUUCCAGGGCUGUUUUGAAUCCUAUGGCUGCAAUGUUUGGUGGUAUUGUAGGUCAGGAGGUUGUUAAAGCAUGCUCAGGAAAAUUCCACCCGCUUUACCAGUUCUUCUACUUUGAUUCUGUUGAAUCUCUGCCAGUUGAACCAUUGGAGCCCAGUGAUUUGAAGCCUGAAAAUAGUAGAUAUGAUGCACAAAUUAGUGUAUUUGGGGCUAAGCUUCAAAAGAAACUGGAGCAGUCAAAAAUCUUCAUGGUUGGUUCUGGGGCUCUUGGAUGUGAAUUCUUGAAGAACCUUGCAUUAAUGGGCAUUUCUUGCAGUGAGAAUGGGAAACUGACAGUGACAGAUGACGAUGUUAUAGAAAAGAGCAAUCUCAGUCGCCAGUUUCUCUUCCGUGACUGGAACAUUGGGCAGCCCAAGUCCACGGUUGCUGCUACUGCUGCUAUGGCAAUUAAUCCUAAGCUUCAUGUUGAGGCCCUUCAGAACAGGGCAAGUCCUGAGACUGAAAAUGUGUUUAAUGAUGCCUUUUGGGAGAGCUUGGAUGCUGUUGUCAAUGCCUUGGACAAUGUUACUGCAAGAAUGUACAUUGACUCCAGAUGUGUAUAUUUCCAGAAACCACUUCUUGAAUCGGGGACUCUGGGUGCUAAGUGCAAUACACAGAUGGUCAUUCCCCACCUAACAGAAAACUACGGGGCAUCCAGAGAUCCACCAGAAAAGCAGGCACCUAUGUGCACUGUGCAUUCAUUUCCUCAUAAUAUUGAUCACUGCCUAACGUGGGCAAGGUCUGAGUUUGAGGGUCUACUUGAGAAGACUCCCACUGAAGUAAAUGCGUUCCUGUCGAAUCCUAGUGGAUAUGCUACUGCUGCAAGAACUGCUGGUGAUGCACAGGCUAGGGAUCAACUUGAGCGAGUUAUUGAAUGCCUUGACAGAGACAAGUGCGAGACAUUCCAAGAUUGUAUUACCUGGGCUCGUCUUAAGUUUGAGGAUUAUUUUGCCAACCGUGUGAAGCAGCUGACGUUCACCUUCCCUGAAGACGCGAUGACAAGCUCUGGUGCUCCUUUCUGGUCUGCUCCUAAGCGGUUCCCACGACCUCUGGAGUUCUCAUCUGCUGACCCAAGUCACCUCAACUUUUUGUUGGCUGCCUCAAUACUAAGGGCGGAGACAUUUGGAAUACCCAUACCUGAUUGGGCCAAAAACCCAAAGAAACUGGCUGAAGCUGUUGACAAGGUCAUUGUACCUGAUUUCCAACCAAGACAGGGGGUUAAGAUAGAGACAGAUGAGAAGGCUACUAGCCUAUCCUCUGCUUCUGUUGAUGAUGCUGCCGUCAUUGAAGAGCUUAUUGCAAAGUUGGAAUCAAUUAACAAAACAUUGCCGUCAGGAUUCCACAUGAACCCCAUACAGUUUGAGAAGGAUGAUGACACCAAUUUCCAUAUGGACUUGAUAGCUGGCUUUGCUAACAUGCGGGCAAGGAACUACAGCAUCCCUGAAGUUGACAAGCUGAAGGCAAAGUUCAUAGCAGGAAGGAUCAUCCCAGCCAUCGCCACCUCGACUGCAAUGGCCACUGGUCUUGUCUGCCUGGAGCUUUACAAAGUCCUUGCUGGUGGGCACAAGGUUGAAGACUACCGCAACACAUUUGCGAACCUCGCAAUCCCCCUCUUCUCCAUGGCGGAGCCUGUUCCACCUAAGACCAUCAAGCACCAAGACAUGUCCUGGACCGUGUGGGACCGCUGGACCAUAACCGGCAACAUCACGCUGAGGGAGCUCCUGGAGUGGCUCAAGGAGAAGGGCUUGAACGCGUACAGCAUAUCUUGUGGGACCUCACUGCUGUACAACUCCAUGUUCCCGAGGCACAAGGAGCGGCUGGACAAGAAGGUGGUUGAUGUGGCCAGGGAGGUGGCCAAGGUGGAGGUGCCCUCGUACCGGCGCCAUCUGGAUGUCGUGGUGGCCUGUGAGGACGAUGAUGACAAUGAUGUGGACAUCCCUCUUGUGUCUAUUUACUUCCGGUGAAGAGUUUUUAUGAUCCUGGGCGAUAUUUGCCAGGACAGAGUGUUAUAAGUUGUUGCAUGAGCGACUGUGGACUAGGUUGUUGGGUUUAAGCCACAUACUGCUGAUUCCCAUGCUACCAUCUGGGUAGAGUUGGUUGAGAAUUCUCACGGAGAUUGGUGUCACCGUUAUGAAAUUUUUAAGCAUAACAUCGUGAUAGUUAAUGCAUGGUGCUGUUAUCACUAAAUAUUGCCAUCUUAGUACA
This is a messenger RNA of Setaria italica (foxtail millet), 3665 nucleotides long. RefSeq names its product ubiquitin-activating enzyme E1 2. The coding region runs from base 263 to 3424 and encodes 1053 amino acids. NCBI's taxonomy places the organism in Eukaryota, Viridiplantae, Streptophyta, Magnoliopsida, Poales, Poaceae. The record is from RefSeq and is a predicted model, not a curated record. The transcript is spliced from 7 exons. Gene Ontology annotation, cellular component: cytoplasm; SUMO activating enzyme complex. Gene Ontology annotation, biological process: protein sumoylation. Gene Ontology annotation, molecular function: SUMO activating enzyme activity.